UUCUACAAGAUGACGCUGUUUCCUGACGUCUGCAACAUUGAUUCGCUAAAUUUUAUAAACAUAUGCUAAACAUAAGAGUUUAGUUUUCAUUUAAAGGACGAGAAAGAGUCGAGAUCUUGCUAAAUAAAAGCCUUUUGUUUUGCAAACGCGUUCCCGGCGCUGCUCCGUGUCACCCAGCGGGGAGCCGGCGCGCGGUGCCGGUGGGAUUACCUGACUGGGGACAGACGUCGAAAAGCUUCCGAGGACACUCUACGCGAGCAUGCGAUGGUGCUCGGACAUGUUUCCCACUACGGCAGGUGACCGCGCUCCCGAAACCCCCGCAAAGCGGCGCCAUGCUGCGGCAACGACGGAAUAUUGCGCCCAGCUGCAGGAGUGGAUGUGGCUCUACUACUGCGGGCGGAGCUGGCAGAGCCUGGCGGCUCUGUCCGCCUUCCCGGGUCUCGACCGAGCAGCCUGGAACGACCUCCCGCAUCCAGCAGCCUCCUCCCAUCAGCCGGUGCAGAGCGCCGCCGACGGCCGGGGAGCGCAGCCGCGGGAUGGGACUCCGAGCCAGGCAGGGCACGAGUACAACAUUCCCUCUCCUCUCCAGAGGUUCCUGGCAGAAACAGUGGACUUCUGUAUCCUGUUUUGCGUGAAGGCGACCAUUGUGCUGUGGAUCAUGCACCUGAGCGGGAUGAAGGACGCCGCCAAGUUCAUCACCCAGUUCGUGGUGGAGGAGAUCGACGAGAGCACGUCCAUGGAGGACCUGCAGAGGAUGAUGGCCGUGGCUCUGGCCUACAGGGUGUGUGUCUGCAUCUACGAGAUGUUCUGCAUCUGGGGUGCCGGCGGUGCCACACCCGGGAAGUUCCUGCUCGGCCUGCGGGUGGUCAAAUGUGACACAACCACCCUGGUCCGACCCAACCGGGUCCUGGUGGUGCCAGCGUCCAACGUCUCCCUCUCCGCCUCUGCAGUGCGGGCUUUGAAUAAGAACUUCUCCAUUGCCUUCUUCUUCCCUGUCUUCAUCACCGUCCUCUUCUUCCAGCACAACAGGCCUGUGUAUGACAUUGUGGCAGGGACCAUAGUCGUCCAGCGUAGAGGGGCCACAUAGCAGCUGCCCGUGGGUGCAGAGCCUCCUGAGAGCAGCACUGGUGCACGGGCCCGUUUUGUGUUUUGCAAAUCUGACUUUGAAUUUUCAUGUUAAUUAUAUCUCAGAAUAUCAGAAAAUUCUCUGAGCACCUCCUGUAAACCUCUUCACUGUGCCGUCGCACUUAAAGUGCUUUUUUUUAAGGUUUGCAAAGCUUAAACAUUUUUCAAAUGUUGGAUUUGAACAUUUGUCGCCCCCUAGUGGCCACAUGGACUAAUUACAAAUAUCUGUUUUCCCCCACACUAUGAGCAUAGUUUGAUACACGUUAUGUAAACAUAAACUGUUGUACAUAGUGGUUGUGUAUAGGAUAACACAGUGUUAGCCUCUUUAUUUAUGUUAUUUUAUUCAACAUGCUAAUAAACAAUCAAACGUUGGUAAUA
Betta splendens (Siamese fighting fish) is the source of this 1503-nucleotide messenger RNA. RefSeq names its product family with sequence similarity 8 member A1a (gene fam8a1a). The record is from RefSeq and is a predicted model, not a curated record. NCBI's taxonomy places the organism in Eukaryota, Metazoa, Chordata, Actinopteri, Anabantiformes, Osphronemidae. The coding region runs from base 260 to 1087 and encodes 275 amino acids. The transcript is spliced from 5 exons.